Messenger RNA from Pimephales promelas (fathead minnow), 1696 nucleotides. RefSeq names its product yippee-like 2a (gene ypel2a). The record is from RefSeq and is a predicted model, not a curated record. NCBI's taxonomy places the organism in Eukaryota, Metazoa, Chordata, Actinopteri, Cypriniformes, Leuciscidae.
CACGACACAGAGAGGCGCUAUUUAGUUAUAAUCUGCCAACUGGCGGUAAGUUACAUCUUUGACAUUCUCACUUGAGAAUUAUACACAGACUGACAAUUGUAAUAUCUUAAAAAAUACUUUAUAUUCGGAGUUUAACGUUUAUCAAGACUUACUUUCGCUUUUAGUUACUGACAAGAUAAGGAAUGUUUUGGUUUUUCGCCUGCAUAUUCUCUGCGCUCGUUCAUUGGUCUGUACACUUUUUAGGUUGGCCAAUCAGCGUAUUGUUGCUAGGCCGCUUUGUGUCAUUUAUUGGCUGGCCUGGCUGUCAAUCAAACUGGGAGCUUGUAACGCGAGGCCCGAUGCGCGUCGGUGCUGUAGUAACAGAGGGCUGCUGGCGAGGUGCGUGGCUGAUGAAGAUACCUGCAAACUUUGUGUUGUGGAGAAUGAUCGCCUGUUUUGCAUGAAGGAGCCUUUCUAAAGAGGGAGAGAGUUCGGCCUGCGCGUCUUUUCCAUUCAAAGGUGUGCUCUCCUCCCUCCUGAAGCUUCACCACGGCCCUCACCUGUGUGCUCCACUGUUUCUCCAGCGAGUCGUCCUGGACGUCCCGGCCCUUCCUGCUCCGCCCCCGUGCCGUCUCCCCCGCCACGGUCGCCAUGACGCGCUCCAAAACCUUUCAGGCCUACCUGCCCAACUGCCAUCGCACCUACAGCUGCAUUCACUGCCGAGCGCACCUGGCCAAUCACGAUGAGCUCAUCUCAAAGUCUUUUCAAGGGAGUCAAGGCAGGGCAUACCUCUUCAACUCAGUGGUGAAUGUGGGCUGUGGCCCAGCGGAGGAGAGGGUACUGUUGACCGGUCUCCAUGCGGUGGCCGACAUCUACUGUGAGAAUUGUAAAACCACUCUGGGCUGGAAAUAUGAGCAUGCCUUCGAAAGUAGUCAGAAGUACAAGGAGGGCAAAUUCAUCAUCGAGCUGGCCCACAUGAUCAAGGACAACGGAUGGGACUGAAGACCCUGAGCUCUCCAUCCUCGAGGCCCAUAACGCUGGAAAGAGACAUGCAGCAUAUGAAUAAUUGGUUUCAUUAUCUGGCUGUAACUUCCUCCCUGGAAAUCUAUCUACCUGACACACACCUCUAAACCUUGAGGGUGCAAGGUUCAUAGCAGCAGCAGCAGCGCUCCCCCCAUCCCAUGUGUGUGUGUGUGUGUGUAUAUACACACAUAUAUACGCGUUUGACUGGACCAAUAUGUGCCAGCUAGACACCAAGUGUUUAUAUUAUGUGAGUAUUUUCCUAUUCUAUUCAAGGGAGUGCACAAAUCGACAUUUGCUUUCCUCUGGGUUGGCCGAGGUCACGCUCAGGUUUAACUAAUGGCUGGAUCCAUGGUAAAAGAAGGGUGAAAGACGAACCCAUUUAGCACGGCACCUUUUAACUCAUUGGUGUUUUAAACAAAGCAAAAACACACUAAAACGGAAGCGACAUCCAUUUGUUUCCCUUACGUGUCUUUAUUUCUUCUAGUCUUGUCAUUAUCAUUCGCAUGUUGUUUAUUUAUACGUAUAUUUAUUGAUUUUGACGUGGUUGGUAAACCGUAGCAACCACGGUGGUCUUUGACUAGUGGAAUUAGCCAUGUUUGAUAGAGGCUUGUACGUACACUUCCUCUCCAGAUUGUCAUCUGUCUCCUUUUGAAUGUGGUUAUGGAGUAAAUGAGGCAUUCGUAUGCCAUUUAUA